Messenger RNA from Trichechus manatus latirostris (Florida manatee), 1500 nucleotides. It is a transcript of the gene PNMA8A, whose product is annotated as PNMA family member 8A. The record is from RefSeq and is a predicted model, not a curated record. The transcript has a single exon. The coding region runs from base 4 to 1500 and encodes 498 amino acids. Lineage: Eukaryota; Metazoa; Chordata; Mammalia; Sirenia; Trichechidae.
ACCAUGGCAGCAAUGCACCUUCUGGAAGACUGGUGCCGGGGGAUGGAUGUGGACAUCCACAGAGCCCUGCUAGUCACAGGCAUCCCAGAGGACUGUGGCCAAGCAGAAAUUGAGGAAACCUUGAGUGGGGUCUUCACCCUUCUGGGCCCAUACCAUGUGCUCAACAAGAUGUUUUUCAGGGAGGAGAAUGCUAAAGCCGUCCUGAUUGAGGUGGGCGAGGGCAUGAAUCUGAGCACCAUACCCCGGGAAUUCCCGGGAAGGGGGGGUGUCUGGAGAGUGGUCUGUAGAGACGCCACCCAGGAUGCCGAGUUUUUAAAAAAUCUGCACGAAUUCCUGGAGAGCGAGGGGCGCACCGUGGAAGAUGUGAUCCGCCUGCUUCAGCUCGACCGCCCACCACAGCGCCAGAGCCGGAAUCUGACCCCGCAGAACUGGGCAGAAGCUUUCGGGGUCCUCCUGGCAUCGGUGAUGCAAAUCGUCUUCUACAUGGAUGCAGAGAUGCGCUACCGGGAAGAAGCAAGGGCUCAAGAGUUGGCGGAGGCCAAGAUGAUAGCAGCCUGGUCUUCCGAAGCAGAAGGGAGGGUCAAGAAGGAGCCGGGGCCUGCUAGAGGAGUAGGCCGUGCCUUGAAGAUGGAGAACCCCAACAGCUGGUGUGACAUGGAAGAUGAGGCUCCCAAGCCCUUAUUUCGCAAGGCUAGGGCUAAGAACCCCUCCAGGAGAAAGAAGCAGAACAGAGCCCCGAAGCAGGAACCAAUGUUCCGGAAAAAAACCAGAAGCGAUCUUUCCAACAGCUCGGCCGACUUGGAAGAUUCCCAGGCGGAUGACACCGAAAGGAUGGAGACCUCAGAAUGUGUCUGUAGCAGCAGAAAGCCCCCCGUGAAGCAGGAGGAGUCGUCUCUGAAGAAGCUGGGGGCGAAAUGUGCUCGAAAGGUCCACAGAGACCCACCUCAGGAUGGCCCAUCGGAAGCUGAGAGCCCCGGAGGCGCCUCGGAGUCAGACCAAGAUGGCGGCCAGGAGGUCCCACCAAAGAAGAAGGCCAUGGGCUGGGUUUCAACAAAGAGGCUUGCCCCCAUUAGGAAGAAGAAGAAGGUGAGCUUGGGCCCUGUCUCCUAUGUCCUCGUGGAUUCAGAAGAAGCCAGGAAGAAGUCGGUGAUUCCAAAGAAAGGCCCAGGCUGGAGAAAGGAUGCCUCAGUUCUGAAGGCCCCUCGAGGCCCAAAGUCGGUUGAGACGCCAGCCUCAGCAUCACAGCAUCCGAAGGCCAAGCCAGAAGGCUCCCCUUACACCUCCAAAGGCAAGAGUGACUGCAGGAGUCAUUCAGAGUGUGUCAAAAAGUGGAUGAUGUGGGAGGAGCAGGAGUGGGAAGUGGAGGAAGAGGUGCCCAGUGGGGCAGUGGGUCAACUGGGCAUCGAGGAUGGCCCCAGUGCAUCAGAGGAGGAGGCUGACACAGCAGUCAAGGUUCUAGAAGGUGAGAACUCUGAUUCUGAGUUCCCUAGGAGCCUCUGA